UUUUUUUUCUCCCCUUCUCUAUAACGUACAAGUCACGAAAAAUAUCUGAUUUUUUUCUUUAAUUUUCAUCAUUUUCUCUCUCUAUCUUUUGCUCCUUUAAAAGGACCAUCCAACCAAAGCAUUCUAAAAGCGACAUCAGGUUUUGUUCUAAGUUUGUGACUGUCUUUUGUUGUCGUUUGUUUGUCUCUCUGCUUGGUUUCAGUUUCUUCUUUGUGUCUCUGCUCCCUUAACCUCGAUUAUGUCGUGAAUAAGAUACCAAACAAUGUUUCAUAUACUGUUGAUUGGAUUUGAGUUGAUGAAUUUGUCAUGCAAAUGUUUUGUUGCGUACAAAGGAAGCUGUUUUGAUUGAAUUCAAGCGACCCUAGUGAUAUUUUGGAUCCAAGUUUCAUUCAUUCAUUGGAGGAUUAAAAAAACUGAAAACCUUGUUACUACAUUGAUUAUUUAAGAAUAAUUGAUUACAAUGCCGUAUAUUCAAAAGUUGUAUGAUAUCUGUAAGGCUUCCAUGACUCCUGACGGACCGAAGUCAGAAGAGGCUCUCCAAAAAGUUCGAGCCAUUUUAGAUUCGUUGAAGCCUGCUCAUGUCGGUCUUGAUCAUGUGGCGCAACUUGCACGAGCUUAUCAACGAUCUAUGAAUGGUGCUAAUGGUGCUAAUGCUAAUGGUGCUAAUGGUGCUAAUGCUAAUGGUGCUAAUGCUAAUGGUGCUAAUCAGACUCCAGAUAUUACGUACAUUCACCUUCAUGAGUGCGACAAGUUCUCCAUGGGAAUUUUCUGUAUGUCUCCUGGUUCUGUUAUUCCGCUUCAUGAUCAUCCUAGAAUGACUGUUUUAAGCAAGGUUCUCUACGGUUCGUUGCGUGUGAAAGCAUAUGAUUGGGUUGACUUGCCUGCAUCAUGUGAUCUGUCUCAAGCUGCAGCGAGACCAGCAAAACUUGUCCGAGAUUGUCAGAUGAAUGCUCCUUGUGACACAACAAUUCUCUAUCCAAAUAGGGGCGGCAACCUCCAUUGCUUCCAAGCCAUAACCCCUUGUGCUCUCUUUGACAUUCUUUCCCCUCCUUACUCAUUGGAAGAAGAAGAAAAUGGACGAAACUGCUCUUAUUACCGUAGGUCGCUGAUGACAGAUCUUCCAGUGGUUGCGGAGCUGCGCAGGAUGAAUCGAUCUGAAAUUACCUGGUUAGAAGUGACUCCGGCACCUAGCAGCUUGGUUAUUGGGAAGGGGGAGUACAAAGGCCCUAAUAUUCGGCGAUGAAGGAGACGGCUUAUUUGUUCUUAUGUAACAUUGGUCAGGCUUGACUAGAAACUAUAUUUGGUGGGGUGUUAUUAUUAAUUACUGAUGGAAUCUGUUUGGUAUGUAUGGCUGUUAAUUAAUUGUACAGGCUAUGAUAAAUUAUGGCUGUGAAUGUUGAUUAUGCCAUGUUUUUCUAGCUUACCUUUUUAGAUUAUUACUUAGACAUGGUUAUCUUUGGUGGAUGUUAAUACCUUGCUUAGACAUGUGAAUUAUUAUGACUUUCUUAUUUGAAUGAAUUAUGGUAGUUCUUAUUUGAAUGAA
This is a messenger RNA of Trifolium pratense (red clover), 1543 nucleotides long. Its product is annotated as plant cysteine oxidase 4-like. Gene Ontology annotation, molecular function: oxidoreductase activity, acting on single donors with incorporation of molecular oxygen, incorporation of two atoms of oxygen. The transcript is spliced from 6 exons. Bases 461 to 1243 code for a protein of 260 amino acids. The record is from RefSeq and is a predicted model, not a curated record. NCBI's taxonomy places the organism in Eukaryota, Viridiplantae, Streptophyta, Magnoliopsida, Fabales, Fabaceae.